UCGACAGGCUGUUGAAUAUUUAGGGGUGGCUGUGUUUAUUAAAGUAAUGGCGCUCUCCAAUGUGUGCUGUCAUUUAGUAAUUGGAAUCAAAACUUGAUGCAUGACAGCUAUUAAUGAGAUGAUGAUAACCUCUCCUGAAAUGAAAAAUGGGUUCUAGAAUAAGGGAAAAUGUGAAGCAUUUGUUUCAAUGCUUCUGCGAAGUUGUAAAACCGCAACCAAACGUAAAGGAUGCAUGGAUAAUUCAAAAGUUUCCUGACAGUUACAAAAACGAAGAAGUACUGAAAUCUGUUCCUAAAUUUGCAUAUCCAUGUGACUUUGAAAAUACUACUGUGCAGCACUAUUCGUUCGUGUUGACAAACGUGGACUCAAAAUGGACUUUUGGGUUUUGCCGCCAUGAUCCAAAAAGUGAAACUGCUCUUGUGAUUUUGAGCUACCUACCUUGGCACGAGUCCUUUUACAAGCUGUUGAACCAAAUUGCUCAGAUAACCCACGGGCCGAAAUCGGAUGAGCUGUGGACGUUCCUGGAAGCUGUGUACUGCAGUAAUAUACCAAGUCCCGGUGGGACGUUACACGUUUCCUUUAAUGAAGGGAGAGAUAAUUUUGUAUGCGCUUGCCCGAAUCAGUACCAGCUGCCCUGCAUUCCAGAAAACCGAAACCUCACGGAGUAUUACAACGCCGUCGACGCUCACAACAUGAUGGUAAUUUUUGCGUCGAUGCUGUAUGAGCGGCGGAUAAUUUUCACUUCGAAAAAGUUGUACAGACUGAGUGCCUGCGUACAGUCGGCCAACGCGGUCAUCUACCCCAUGAACUGGCAACAUAUAUUCAUCCCAGUCCUACCGAUGGCGCUAAUCGACUACCUGCUCGCACCUAUGCCUUACUUGAUUGGUGUGCCGGAACCAGUUUUGAAGAGAGCUCGCACUUCCGAACUAGGUGAUGUGGUAGUCUUGGACGCCGACACCAACGUCGUCGAAACGCCUUUCAUGGAUCUCGAAAGUCUUCCCCAGGAUGUGGUGACCUCGCUGAGGCGGCAGCUGCGCAACAGGGCGAGCCUGCUGGGCGACGGGGUCUCGCGGGCCUUCCUCCGGGCCCUGGUGCAGCUCAUCGGGGGCUACCGCGACGCCCUCAAGUUCUGCCAGGGCGAGCGGAUCACCUUCAGCGCGGACGCCUUCGUCGAGUCGCGGCCCGCGCCCAUGCAGCCGUUCCUGCGCAAGAUGCUGGAGCUGCAGAUAUUCCAGCAGUUCAUCGAAGAGAGACUGGACAUGUUGAACAACGGCCUUGGUUUCUCUGACGAGUUUGAGUUGGAAGCGUGUAAUUAUUCCGGCAAGUCAAGCUCCAAACUGAAGCAGCAGUACAAAGAAUGGACGUACACAAUGAAGAAGGAAGGAAGCGCUUUCAUAAAAAAUGUUAAGAGUAAGGCGAACCCGGCAAUGAAAUCAGCUGUGAAAUCUGUGAAGGAGCGGGGGAAGGACGUGCGGUCGGCCUACAAGGAGCUCCGGUCCAUGUUCAGAGACCCGCAGAGCCACUCGGCGCUGCACGCUGACGAGCUGGAGCGACACCACCGCCGCGAGCCCGGCCACAAGCCCCGGUCUGCCCCCUCGUCGCCGGUGCAGAAGCGCCGGCCCCACACCGCCUACGUCGCCAAGCCUGCGGCCGUCGCCUCGUUCCGCAAGGAGCCCCGGCCGCAGAGGAACACGUCCGCGGGCGACGUCAAAUCGAAGCAGUAUUUGUCCCUCGGCCCGUCGUCGGAUCCGUCCUCUCCCGAGGCGGAAGUGGUGAGCGGCGACGGCCCGGGACUGCAGCUGUCGCCACUGGACAUGGACCUGAUGGGGUCGCUCCAAGAGUUCAUGUCCGGGAAGUGUUCGCUGCUCGACUCCGGAGGCUCCGAUUCGCCCCCCGUCGAUAGAACUCUGAAGCCUGUGCGUAGCCUGGAAAGCUUCAAGCCCUCGGGUGGUGGUUGUGGCAGCCCUGAUGCCUGGUGGACGUCCCCCACCGCUCCCCUCCUGCUUCCCCCGUCCCCUCCCCACCAGGCUCCGCCCCUCGACCGCGUUCCACACGGCUCUCCCUCCCUUAACGGCUGUGAUGUGUUCGGGGCGGCACCCUUCGCGAUGGGCGGUGACGGGGACUUGGCGUCCCCUUCCUCGGUUGACGUCGUUCGCCUCCUGCCCCCCAUGCUGAGGAGCCCGAAGCAAAAGCAAAAGACAUCACGGGAUUUGAUAUGCCUGGACUCCAACCCGGUGGACGACUUUGACCCGCUGCUGACCAAGGAGAAGAGAGUGGACCAGUCGUCCCUGCCGAGCGUGAGCCAGACGCUGCUGGCGUUCCAGAACCACGCCAAGCUGGGCGCGGAGGGGCUGGAGAACCCCCUGUACCCCUACUUCUCCCCCACCGUGAAGAAGAUGUCCCCGUCGAGGUCGGCGAACCAGGGGAAGGGUGGCGUGGACGGUCACGCGGCUUCCCCCGCACCCGCCCCCGCCCCCCAGCGUUCCUUCCUGCACUCGUCGAGGGGCGAGGCGGGCGCCCGUGAGGCCGACCUCCUGCUCAGAGAGUACGGGCUCGACUUCAACAGCUUCCGGAAAGGCGACGCAGCGCCCGCCCGCCCCGGAGGUUCGCCGCAGAGCAACUGGACAAAGUUCGAAUAGCGCCGCGUCAGCGCCACCCGUACCUGCUUUCGAAGUCGCAGCCUGAGCCGGGCUACGUUCGCGACGGCACGCAAACUGCACACUUGAGUUUCGUCAGCUAUUAUUAUAUGCAAGCAUUUGAUUUUACCAUUUUGCUUUUAACAUUUAGGAAUGAUUAAAUACAGAGCUUUGCCUUUGCAUAAACACCACACUCAAAUCAGUUUCACUGGUAGUUUCGAAAUACUCAUAUCAAAGAAAUCGCCAGCUACUCCAUGCCGCUGAUAUAUUGUAUUCAGAUUGGUCUCAAAAACAGAAAUUAGUGCCUAGCACAGCGAAAACUUAGAAGUUCGACACGUGCUGUUCUCCUGUGUGUGUGUGUGUGUGCUAUUCCCAAUGUUGCAGCUGCUAUCUUUUUUUCCAUGCAUGUGUGCUGUGGGCGUGCUGUUGCGAAUGUACCCCGGCAUUUACGGUACUGUUUGUGUUUCGUCGCCGGGCUUGAAACUGCCUGUGAAUUAGUGAGAACCAUUUGAAUGUAUGUAUGUAUACUUUGUUUUACCUGCCAUAGUAUUAGUUUUUAUGCGAUUGUGUUGUUGGGUUUACUGUAGGGACCACGAAAGUAGCGAGCUGCAUCCCAUAGUUCCCGAGAACAAAGAUUGCUUCUUGAUCACAGAUUGAUAUUACUUUACUAAUUACUUCUCUCUCUCUGCUGUGAAUCACUUUAUUACUUUUCCUACGUUUUAUAUUCGGCUCCGUUACUCUUUGUGUACUAAUUGCCAAUAUACGCACAAAGGGAGACGGAAUCCCCCACUGCAUUACACUCACUUAUCCUUUAACUUCUAUUUUUCCUGUCGUCCUUCAUCCUCUUUCUCCUUCACCCUCGCUUUGACAGCUCGCAAGAUUCCUGGCCCCUACAGUACAUGAUAAUAUACGCUGCCUGUAUCAACAUCCAAUGGGAAUUUGGUGCCGCUAUAAGAAAUUCCCAAAAUUAUUGACAGCUAAAAACACAUAAUAACAUAACUUUUUUUGACAGCAGGAUUUUGUUUUAAGUGAGAAAAAUUUAUAUUUUAAAUGUUUUUCUUGUCUGUUCUUUCUUCCACCUAUGUAUUGUGCAUAAUAAAGUCCUCUCAUUUGCUGUGAAAGUCCAGGAAAGGCAUGGGUGAUAAUUAAAUGUUUAUUCAAACUUUAUUAAGUCUCUUGUCACAAUGAUUGUGUAUCAAUAAGUGAUUUGAAUAAUGUGUAAAGAGAAAUUAAUUGAUUGUUAUUUGUUAGUAUACUAGUAUACUUGUUAUUGUUUGAAGAGUUUCACAUAAAGUUAGUAGCAGUAUAAAUUUUCAAUUUAUAAAAUCUGUGUUUAAAACUAUAUCAAUAUUAUAUUUAAGGCAGUAUUUUAUAGAUGAGGGAAUAGUAGAAAACAUAUCAGGAUAAAUUAUUGGUCUUAUUUUGAUUUUUUUUUUUUAAAUUUUUAUUUGUAUACAGUAAAAUUAUGUGUUGAUGUUUAGUUUUAUGAAAAUCAUGUCAAUGAGUCUGGUGUAGAUACAUAUGGUAGCUGAAGAGCAAGAAAUUUUGAAUAUAAAUAUGUAUAUGAUAUAUUUUGGCCAGUUAAAACCAAGUGUUAAAUGUAGUGUUUAUGAAAUGUUUACACCAUACCGUAGGUUCAAAAUAUAUACAGAUGAACUACAACUUAAAUGUUGUAUGUAUGCAUUAUUGCAUUUUGCGAACAAAUUUUUUGAAAAAUGCACAUUUGGUGUUUUUUACUGAACUGUUGUGGUUUUGAGUUUUUAAUACACAUGCCUCAUUGCACUAUACUUUUGGCUUUUUUUUCUCUUUUCUACAUGUAUAUAAUGGCUCCUUUAUAAGGAAAUUAGUGUGGUGUUUGUUAUUCUAACAUUUUGUUGGACUCUGCAUCAUUUCACAAUAAAUCAUUCCUUCCAUUAAGGAAGUGUUCUAAAAUUCAAAUUUUGAAUAAUGCUUUCUUGAAGUUAAUGAAAUAUUUUAAUGUUUGUUAUUGUUAUGUUAAUUUGUGGAAAACUUAAAAGUUAUGUUAUGUUGUCUCAUGUAUUACCAGCAGUCUUAACCAUACAGGUUCAUGUGUAAUUAUGAUUUAUACCACAUUUUUGUGGCAGUCCAAUUUCUUAGGUUACCACGUUUUCUCUUACAGACUUUUUUUGUGUGUUAAACCCAGUCUCACUAUUCGCCACACCAUUUCAGUUUGUCCCUGAUCUACCGUGUGUUUUCCUGUCUUAGUCGAAACACCGUAGAGAUUUUUAAUCAUCUUGAUACAAAUACAAUACCACGGACAUAAUUGUUUAAGAGACAUAUCUGAAAUCAUGCGGUUUGCCUCCUAAGCAAACAUUAUAAAAUUUACACAUGAAGCGUUUGUAGGAGUGGCGAAUAAACAUAGUAUUUAUUCACUAAGGAGUGUUUUUGAAUUCCUGCAAAUUAUAUAUAUGACGGGUGAUGGAUUGUUGCUAUGUUUAUGGAUCAUUACAUUUAUAUAGUGAGUUAUGUAUCGAGAGAGAAAGUUUAAAUGGGAAUGACUGUAUACUGUCACUAAAUCUUCGUCCUGUCUCCCACCUGCUUCUAAUAUUUUAAAUUUGGUGUUAAAAAAAAAAGAUUGGUUUGUUGACUAUCUUGUGCGAUUAUUUGUAUUUAUGGUGCUGUUGGAUUGUUAGACAUUUUAUAAAUCACAUUGUAAAUAGUGUUAAAUAUUAUGCAAUAAUCACCACUGUCAAGUUUUGUGUUCCAUGUAGGUAGAUAUACAUGUAUUUAUUUUUCCUGUGUUUAUUUUGAUUUAACUGAAUCAUUGGUGCUGAUUAAACACACACAGAUUUUUGUCAAUGUAUACAUUUUUAGUGUACUGUUAGAGUUAUACGAAACAGUAGUGUUUCUAUUAAAUGAAUUGAAAAACAUAUGCCAAAUUGUUUAGUUUUAUACAGUCAUAAUAAAAUUGAGUAGUUAAUGCUGACUGGUUUUUGCAUAUGCACAAACAGCAGGAAACAAUCAAAUGGGUACUACAUCUGCGUAGCUGUUUUGUGCCUGUUGGUUUUUAUUACCGUAUUUACCCGAAUAUAAGACGACUCCCAAACUACAGCCUCAUGUUUUCAGGAAAAUAAUUGUUUAUUGUAUUAAAC
Molecule: messenger RNA, 5749 nt
Organism: Bacillus rossius redtenbacheri
Lineage: Eukaryota; Metazoa; Arthropoda; Insecta; Phasmatodea; Bacillidae
Product: DENN domain-containing protein 1A
Exons: 14
Coding region: 147-2639 (830 amino acids)
Biological process (GO): endocytic recycling; endocytosis
Cellular component (GO): intracellular membrane-bounded organelle; cytosol
Molecular function (GO): phosphatidylinositol phosphate binding; guanyl-nucleotide exchange factor activity
Source: RefSeq, a predicted model, not a curated record